UUUUUACAUACUGUCUAUUUUUUAAUUUUGCGCCCUCAUAUGAGCAUGGGGUCGCCUUCUGACUCUGACCUCCGGGCUCGGGUUGAAGUAAUCCUCAAGGGUGCGGAUUUAUCCCAGGUUACAUCAAAAAAGGUUAGGGUGGAACUUCAAGAACAUUUUAACAUUGACCUGAGCAAUGAAAAGGGCAGAAUAGAGUCGAUAAUACUUCAAACUCUCGAAAAAAUUCAGAAAAAUGAAAAGGCCAGAGAUACUGAGAAUGGUUCUAGGAAAAAGCUUCAGCAACCACGGUCUGACUCAUCCGAUUCCAGUAGUGAAGAUGACUAUUUAGAUCCGUCACCUAAGAAAAAAAGAAAAGGUGAUGAGGAACUAGCAAGGAGUCUUCAUGCAGAAGAAAAUGGUAUGCGCAGGCGUACCUCACAAACUAAAAUCAAAUCAAGUCGUUCAUCUACUGGCCCCAGAAACUCUGGUGGAGGCACUGGAUUCACGCGACAAUUGACUUUAUCAGAGGAAAUGGCAUCUUACCUUGGGGCAUCGGAACUAUCUAGAGCUGAAUUGGUGAAAAGAUUUUGGUCUAUUGCUAAGGAAAAGAACCUAUUUGAUCCUGCUAACAAGCAAUUUGUCAUUUGCGAUGGUGACUGGCAAAAUCUGUUUGGUCUAAAGAGAUUCCGUAUGUUUGGUAUCGCUAAGCAUUUAUCACGGCAUAUUAUUGAGUGA
Protopolystoma xenopodis is the source of this 714-nucleotide messenger RNA. Lineage: Eukaryota; Metazoa; Platyhelminthes; Monogenea; Polystomatidea; Polystomatidae. The record is from the annotation of a GenBank genome assembly.